AUGCGCUCUAUCAAAGAAGAAGAACCUAUUUUGGUGUUUUGCCAAAAGAUGGCACCGUCUCUUGUCACGCUCUUGAGUGGUCCUCCUGAAUUUCAGUACAUUGCUCUGCGUAACAUGGACAUUGUGCUCCAAACGUAUCCGCAAGUACUGAACAACGAAAUGCGUGUGUUCUUUUGGAAAUACAAUGAUUCCUUGUAUGUUAAACUGGAGAAAUUAGAAAUCUUGAUUCGCCUCAGCCUUAGCAAACAACAUGGAUCAGUUACUGAGCGAAUUAAAAGACUCCCUCUUAGGUACGCCAAUGAAGUCGAUGUCGAGUUUGUAAGGCGCUCCGUAAACGCGAUUGGAAGAUGCGCCAUCAAGAUUGACGACGCUGCAGAGCGUUGCAUCCAUGUAUUAUUAGAUCUCAUCAGUACCGGUGUCAGUUAUGUCGUACAGGAAGCCAUCGUUGUCAUCAAAGACAUGUUUCGAAAGUACCCUCAAACUUACGAAUGCAUCCUUCCUCAAUUAUGCGAGAAUUUAGAUGUGCUGGAUGAGCCUGAAGCCAAAGCAGCACUCACUUGGAUCAUUGGCGAGUAUGCAGAGAGCAUUGUAAAUGCAGACAAGCUGAUUCGCUUCUUUCUAGACAAUUUCAAGGAAGAGAAUUCCCAAGUGCAACUGCAACUACUUACUGCUACUGUCAAACUGUUUUUGGAAAAGCCCAACGAGAAUCAAGCACUAGUACAGGAAAUCCUCCAAGUGGCCUCCAUGGAAUGUGAUAAUGCAGAUAUACGUGACAGAGCUUACAUUUACUGGCGACUGUUGUCCACAGAUCCACAGGCAGCCAAAGCAGUAGUUUUGUCAGAGAAGUCACCUAUUGCAGGUGAAAAUCAGGAACUGUCGCCUGCUUUGCUGGAUACUUUGAUUUCAGAGAUCGGCACCUUGGCAUUUGUGUACCACAAGCCUGCGGAAACGUUCGUUGCUGGCAAGAAAUAUGGAGCAGACCAUGUAGCCAAGGCAGUGCAUAAACAGCAGCACAUGGACGGCGACAACGAUGAUAAAGGAAAAGACGAGGCCGAGAAUAUCAAGCAAGCAAUCGAAAACAAUGACAUUGGUGAUUUGCUAGAUUUGGACUGGAGUGAUGCGCCAGUUGUGAAUAAUUCGCCUGCACCUCACACCAACACUGUGCUGGAUGAUUUACUAUCACUCAGCAGUACUAAUACUACAAGCAUCAAUAGCAGUAAUACACAUGAUCGGGAUGAUGUUAUGAGGCUAUUCAGUUCUCCUCCAUCUGCACCUAUCAGCACAGUAACAACCCAACAACCAGCAGCAGACCCUUUUGCUCAUCUUUUCUAG
Molecule: messenger RNA, 1332 nt
Organism: Mucor velutinosus
Lineage: Eukaryota; Fungi; Mucoromycota; Mucoromycetes; Mucorales; Mucoraceae
Exons: 2
Coding region: 1-1332 (443 amino acids)
Biological process (GO): intracellular protein transport; vesicle-mediated transport
Cellular component (GO): membrane coat
Molecular function (GO): clathrin binding
Source: RefSeq, a predicted model, not a curated record